Thelazia callipaeda (thelaziosis nematode) is the source of this 3660-nucleotide messenger RNA. NCBI's taxonomy places the organism in Eukaryota, Metazoa, Nematoda, Chromadorea, Rhabditida, Thelaziidae. The record is from the annotation of a GenBank genome assembly.
AUGGAAAAUACUAAUGAGGAAUUUUGCUGUAAUGGGCAACAAAUCGAACUAUUGGAUGCACAACUUACGCUACCACGUCAAUUUCUGGGACGUUGUCCAAGUUGCUUAACUAAUUUCAUUCAGUUAUGGUGUGAUUUUACGUGUUCUCCGAAUCAAGCUAAUUUCCUACGUGUUAUAGAAUCUGCCAACGAUUCAUAUCUUUUGAAAGAUAAGGAGCAGUAUGUUGCAAAAACCGAAUAUUAUAUAAGGGAUAGUUAUGCAGAUGGUUUAUUUGAGUCUUGCAAGAAUGUCCGAGCAGCAGGGACAGAUUAUGCGUUAAGUUUUAUGUGUGGCAUGAGCAUUACGGAAUGUGAUAUAAAUCGGUGGUUGACGUUUUUAGGUACUUAUAAUGAAGACAUUGGAGUACCUAUUGAUAUUACGUUUACUAUCACGUCUUUGGAUAUGAUAUCUAUAGAAUCAAAUGCUUUAAAUAAAACAAGUUUGGAUAUUAUACCACCAAAUACACGUGUAUAUACGUGUUCAGAACCUGCUAAUCCUCGUGGUUCUCCAUGUUCAUGUCAAGAUUGUACUGAGUCUUGUAUUGCUGAAUUACCUUUUCCUAUAAUUAAACAGGAAAAGUGUCAAAUUGCAUCAUUUGAUUGUAUGCUAAUUUUAUCCUUAUUUGGAUUCUGUGGAUUAUGUUUUGCGGUGCUAUUUUUUGCAGUAAUGCAUUAUAGUAUGAAAAAAGACGGAGAUUGUGAUUUGAGUGAUUUUAAGCCAGCUGGUGGAACUUUAGAUGAUACUGAUCUGGGUGCUAUUGAUACUUUAGGAUUGUGGAUCGAAUCACAACUUGAACUUAUUUGCACUAAUUACGGAGAAUUUUGUGUAAAUCAUUCGUUUGUUGUAUUUGGUUUUGGCAUAUCAGUCGCUGUACUUUGCUCGAGUGGAAUGUUUUUUGUAAGAUUUACAACAGAUCCAGUAGAACUUUGGUCAUCUUUGGCAAGUCGAGCAAGAAAUGAAAAACAAUAUUUUGAUAACGAAUUUGGUCCAUUCUAUCGAACUGAACAAAUAAUUAUGUAUCCAAAAGAUCAGUCAUUUUGGUCGCAUGAAAAUCAGUCUGAUAUAUUUGAAAUUGGCUGGUAUGGGCCAGCAUUGCGGAAAACAUUCAUUCAACAAGCAGCAAAAUUGCAAGAAGAAGUAACAAAUUUGGUCGCUAUAGCAGAUGAUGGCUUUCAAGUAAGGCUUCAAGAUGUAUGUUAUAAACCAAUGGAACCUGAUAAUCAACAUUGUGCCAUUAUGACAGUAUUAAAUUACUUUCAAAAUAAUCGAACGUUCAUUGAUAAAAGUAGCGAUGAUAUUUGGACGGGACAUCAAUUUGAUUAUCUUGAUCACAUUAUGGCAUGUGUUCAAAAUCCGUAUAAAACUGUAACAGAUCUUGGUAUUUCUUGUUUAUCAGCUUUUGGUGUACCGAUUCAACCAUAUGUCAUACUUGGUGAUUUUAAUAGUACUAAUCAGUGGGAUAGUGCGCGAGGUAUAGUAAUCACAAUUCUUCUCAAUAAUCAUGUCACAUCAACUGAUAACAGAUAUGCUGCUGCUUGGGAGAAAGCAUUUGUCCGUUAUCUUCGAAACAUUUCGCACCAAAAUUAUACAAUAUCGUUCAUGAGUGAACGUUCAAUUCAGGAUGAAAUAGAACGAGAAAGUCAGUCGGACAUAUUUACUGUAUUAAUAAGUUAUGUAUUCAUGUUUGCUUAUGUUGCAUUUGCUUUAGGACAAUAUCAGGUUACUGGGAAUAAUUUAGCAACGCUGUUAAUUCAUUCGAAGAUAAUGCUAGGUGUGGCAGGUGUAGCAAUUGUAGCAUUAUCAGUUACAUCAUCUAUUGGUUUAUAUGCAUUUUAUGGAAUCCCCGCGACGAUGAUUGUUCUCGAAGUACAGCCAUUUUUGGUUUUAGCGGUUGGAGUGGAUAAUAUUUUUAUUUUUAUCCAAGCUUAUCAGAGAGCAGAAGAACCUUUGUCAGAACCCUUACAUCUGAGAAUAUCUCGUAUCAGUGGUGAAGUGAUACCAGCAAUGCUUUUAUCAUCGUUAUCUGAAUGCUUGUGUCUUUUUGUUGGAGCGUUAUCAUCUAUGCCUGCUGUCAAGGUAUUUUCGUUGUACGCCGCUUUAGCAAUAUUUUUCAAUUUCUUUUUACAAAUUACGUGUUUUCUGGCUAUAUUCAUUUUCGAUGUUAAACGAGAAGAGAAUGGACGACUUGAAGUUUGUUGCUGUCGUCAGAUAACAACUACAGAGAAUGUUAAUAGCGAUGGUUAUAUUUUAUAUUUAUUCAGUAAUUAUUAUGCACCAUUUAUUUUAUCAAAAUAUGUUCGAAUAAUUGUGGUAUUUUUAUUUGUUGGAUGGCUUAGCAGCUCUUUUGCUGUCUUAAGUAAUAUUCCACUUGGAUUAGAUCAAAAAAUGGCUGUUCCUGAGGAUUCAUAUGUUUAUUUUCAUUUUAAAUCAAUGGACCGAUUUUUAUCAGUAGGACCACCAGUAUAUUUUGUUGUCAAAGGUGAUAUGCAGAUUAAUGAUCCAUAUGAAAUAAAUAAAAUAUGUUCUGGUGCUGGUUGUGCUUCAGAUUCUUUAGGUGCGCAAAUUGCGCAUGCCUCUCGAUGGUCAAAUAGAUCACAUAUAGCAUAUCCAGCGAUCAGUUGGCUUGAUGAUUAUCUGGAUUGGUUACAACCAUUGGGUGAUCCACCUUGUUGUCGUUUAUUUACAAAUCAGACGUUUUGCCCAGCUACUGAAAAUUCGCCAAAUUGUGUUUCUUGCAAUGUGGAAUUUCAAGAUUAUCGACCACGUUCUGAUUUAUUUUACACUUAUCUUCCGCAUUAUUUUUCUAAUAAUCCAAGUAGCAAGUGUGUCAAGGGUGGUCGUGCAGCAUAUAGUUCUGCAGUGAAAUUAUCCAGAAGUGGACGUGUAAUGUCAUCGCAUUUUAUGACAUAUCAUACGGUUUUGAAAACUUCAUCUGAUUUUAUUAAUGCAAUGGCAAGCGCACGUCAAAUCGCAGAUAAUAUCACAUUUAUGCUAAACAGUGAACGUAGUGAGCGAUGUCAAAUAGAAGUAUUUCCAUACAGCAAAUUUUACGUUUUUUACGAGCAGUAUACAACGAUAGUAAUGGAUGCAUGCAUUCAAUUAAUACUUUCAUUAGUAGUCAUAUUUGGAGUGACAACUGUACUCCUUGGACUUGACCCAUGGUCAGCUUUCAUCAUUGACCUUACUAUAAGUUGUGUUUUGUUCAACUUAAUUGGUCUUAUGUAUUGGUGGAGUAUUGAUUUUAAUGCUAUUUCGGUGGCUGUUGGAAUAUCAGUAGAAUUUUGUUCACAUAUUGUUCGAUCAUUCGCCCUUAGUGUUCAUAGAGAUCGUACAAUGCGUGCACGACAUUCAUUAGCUACUAUGGGAUCAUCGGUGCUUUCUGGUAUAACACUGACAAAAUUUGGUGGAAUAUUAGUACUUGCAUUUGCGCAUUCCCAAAUUUUCAAAAUAUUUUACUUUCGUAUGUUUUUGGGUAUUGUGCUCAUUGGCGCAGCUCACGGACCACCUGUCAACAAACGUAAACUUAUAGCAAAAACUCGAUCUGAAAGUUGUUGUGUAAGUGAUUGUGGUGGUACAAUGACUAAACAGUGUAAUCCUUCGGCACUUAAGAAUGUCUUUUAA